AUGGGUGAAGAAGGAACUAACAAUCCUGUCCUCGACGGAAUCGCCGCCGUGGUCGGCGAACACAUUCUGUUCGGAGGCAAAUCAUGUAGACCUAAUAGUAGUACUAGUGUUGUGUCUGAUAAUGAGCCGGGACAGAAGAACUACAGAGGAGUAAGGAAGAGGCCGUGGGGGCGGUGGUCGGCGGAGAUAAGGGACAGGAUUGGUCGGUGUCGUCACUGGCUUGGAACAUUCGAUACGGCUGAGGAAGCGGCACGUGCUUAUGAUUCGGCGGCUAGAAGGCUGAGGGGAUCUAAGGCGAGGACUAAUUUCGAGAUCCCAUCUGUUCUUCCGUUGAUCACUUGUAGUUCGUCGGAUGGGGAUGAUCAGAUGAUUAACGGCGGGAGGAAAAGGUCGCGCGGCGGGAGUAAUAAUAAGAAGAAGAAAAAUGUGAGGAAAUGUGCGGUGGUGACAUCGGUGGCGCAGCUUUUUAGCGGUUGUGUUCCGGCGGGGAUUGGUUCUUUUUCCGGUGAUCAGAUGGUGGUGAAUAGUGGUGGGGAGAAGAAGAAUAAGGGGCCGGGGUUAAUGGAGAUUGACUUGAAUCUUGGUUUUCAUCUUUAA
Impatiens glandulifera is the source of this 597-nucleotide messenger RNA. Its product is annotated as ethylene-responsive transcription factor ERF084. NCBI's taxonomy places the organism in Eukaryota, Viridiplantae, Streptophyta, Magnoliopsida, Ericales, Balsaminaceae. Gene Ontology annotation, molecular function: DNA binding; DNA-binding transcription factor activity. The transcript has a single exon. The coding region runs from base 1 to 597 and encodes 198 amino acids. Gene Ontology annotation, biological process: regulation of DNA-templated transcription. The record is from RefSeq and is a predicted model, not a curated record.